CGCAGCGCUCCUCGUAUGUUGGCAGUGGCCGCCGCCCUUGCUACUGCCAAUGGCCGCCGCGCCACUGUCAUACCGCUCCCUCGAUGCUUGAAUGAAUGUUCGUCCACUUGGCUACACUGACAGUCGCACACACGCGUCCCGUCUCCAGUGUCUCCACCGCUCUGAUCAUCAUCCCUGGUAACCAACGCGGUUCAAUUAAACGUAGCUUGACACAACUGAUACAGAUGCGCCAAUCGACACCUCCCAUCCCUGUCUGUGACGACCCCAGUGCGCCUGCGAUGAGACUUGAUAAACGUUGCCCUGCUCUGGGCCGUCCACACGGUCCUGCCUCCAGUGCAACACCUCUGACUGCCAUACACAGUACUGCGCCAGCGGCCCUGCUGUUUUCCUCCCUUCGCUGUCGUCGCCUGGUGCUUUUGCCCUCCUACCCUGCGAGCAUGCACUGAUUCACUCGUUUGCCUUCUGUCUCUUCCGUCCCACACUGAGCCAUGCUUGCGACCAGGAAACGGCCGCUGCCGCUGCUGGCUGCCCUCACGCUCGUUCUUGUCGUCAUCUUCUACCACAGAGAUCAUGCCGACCGCAUAUACCAGCAGUGGUCGACCUCGAUCGAGUCGCAUCCCAUGAAGCUGCCUGCAAAUCGCACACUGGGCUUUGGUGCUGUCGUUGUCGUCUCAAAAGAUGGCUCUGAACGCCGCCAUGCCCUGCUUCAGGCCGCGAACGUGACCGACGUUGACCUCACCAUUCCACAGCAACCGCAGUGGACUGAGGGCGACGUUCAACGAUUCAUCAAUGGCCAAGACAAUGCUCAGAGAGGCUCAAUACUAGCGUGGUUAGGCCACCACAACGCUCUUCGCUGGUUCUUGGAUUCUGGACUAGAGACAGCACUCAUUCUUGAAGACGACGUCGACUGGGACAUUCGCCUUCGCAGCAUUCAGAUUCCACUGGCAGCAAGCGCUGCACGCCAGCUCCUUCCACCACAACGAUCGUACCAUCCAUUUGCAAACUUCGGUAGCAAGCACGUGCAGUAUUGGGGCAACCACGAUGACUGGGAUCUACUCUAUCUUGGCCACUGCGGCGACUAUUUCGACGAGAUCACUGAAGAUGGACCAAAAGCUACCAACAGCCGCUACAACCUGACCGGCACACCCCACGUCUUGUACAAGGACUACACUCUGCCCAUGAGAUCCGACCUGCACCCUUUUACGCAAGCCCUGUUUGGCGCACUACAGAUGCCCGCGCACUCGCGAGUCUUUCACCGCUCAAAGUUCCCACUCUGCUCUUUCGGCUAUGCAGUCACGCGCCCGGCCGCCGAACGACUGCUCAACGACCUCGCACCGCCGAAGCUCCGUAAGAAGGGGCCCCGCGCAUUCGACGUCUCGCUCCUACACGCCUGCAACAAAGGGUCUAAGACGCCCUCACCCACGGCAAACUGGAGAAAUCCCAAACCUCACCCCAACCCCAAGUUACGGUACAAGUAUGCGAGCCCCGGUCUACGCUGCUGGACACUGAACUCCGAGCUAUUCCACCACAUGCCAGGGCAGAGUGAAAUCGCAGAGAUUGGCGCAAGAGCUGGAGAAGAAGAGGCUGGCAUCCCACCCGUUGAUCUAGCUGGCCAAGCGCAAGUUAUCUACCGGAAUGAGACGACGAACAUUGACUGCGGAUUUUGGAGCGGCGCAUUCGCAUUUGACGAAAACGACACAGACCAGCUCCGCACACUGCAAGAAAAAGUUGGGCGAGAAGGCAGGUGCCUGAAAGAAGGCCGACGAGAGACAGACGAGACGCUCCAGAAGCUCAUGGACUAGAAGCCCGGAGCUGCGCAGUGGUCACGCACCCAUUGAACCAACAAGCAAAGCUCAUCCACUGAGCGUCCACAUCAACUGUACAAAUGACAUAUUGACAGCAUCUCUCCAACGUUUGAUUACGGUGCUACACAGGAGUUAUACGACGUGUAUUGAGCACGGCAUGUUCCUAUCAUGAUUUUCGGAUACCAUGCAGCAAGGACUGCGCAUACGGCGCAUGUAGGCUUUUUGAUUUCAGUCCAGCAUGAACAAACAAC
Messenger RNA from Macroventuria anomochaeta, 2056 nucleotides. Its product is annotated as glycosyltransferase family 25 protein. The record is from RefSeq and is a predicted model, not a curated record. NCBI's taxonomy places the organism in Eukaryota, Fungi, Ascomycota, Dothideomycetes, Pleosporales, Didymellaceae. The coding region runs from base 489 to 1802 and encodes 437 amino acids. The transcript has 2 exons.